Coregonus clupeaformis (lake whitefish) is the source of this 2000-nucleotide messenger RNA. It is a transcript of the gene c23h4orf33, whose product is annotated as chromosome 23 C4orf33 homolog. The record is from RefSeq and is a predicted model, not a curated record. The transcript has 7 exons. Lineage: Eukaryota; Metazoa; Chordata; Actinopteri; Salmoniformes; Salmonidae. The coding region runs from base 405 to 1175 and encodes 256 amino acids.
UCCAAAUCUAGAUAUUGGGACUCAGAUCGUUCAAGUUGUCUAGUGACCCACCAAAUAAACAACAAUGGUUCUAAAAACAGUAGUGUAAUUGUGAAUAGGCAUAUGGCCGAGGACAUUGCAACGAAAAGCUGAACUUCGCUAACACUAGCCCUGCUGAUGUAAAAAGUUAUAGACCAAGCAAACUUUAUGGUUUUCUUCCAGUCAAGAGUUAAACAUCAGCCUUAUCACUGUAAUAAAGAUGCAGAGGGAUAACAGAGAACACAUCUACGCUGUUACAUUACAGAGAUUCAAAAGUCUCCUUGCAUCGCUAGUCAGUACAGGUGAGCGUCUAUUACUUCUAGUCUAAGGAACAGGUAUCACUUGUUGUUGGUACUAUGAGGUUUAUCAUAUUUUAACAUCUUUGAAUGUGCUGUAGAUCUGAGCUCGACAUCUUUUGCAACAUGGGUGUAGAAAGUCUCCAGACGGAUGGAGAAGAGGGCGGGGAGAAGAAGAGAAAGUGGACAUUCAUCAUUUCCUUCGUUAGUGUCGUGUCUAUAUUGGUUUUGACCGUUGGGCUUUACUUCGGACUGGUGUUGAAACAGACUGAGAUGGAGUUUGUGAUCAGCACCACAUGGGACAGCCAUCCUGUGGAUCAUGACCCUGUGAAGGUGACGUUUUCACCCGGGGAUGGAGGGAUGACGAUGCAGGUGUCUGCUCCCUUCUUCAACGACCCCCCUGGUCCCUCAGGCCCUCCAGGACAGCCCUUCCCUGGCCUCUGGGACUAUGAAGUGGUUGAGGCGUUCUUUCUGGACAGUACCACUGUGAACUACCUAGAGGUGGAACUGUGUCCACAUGGACAACACUUGGUGUUACUGCUCUCUGGAAGAGGUCAUGCAUUCAUGCAACAACUGCCCCUGUCGUUCACGGCGACCAUCACAGGAAACAGGUGGAAUGGUGAGGCACUUCUCCCCUGGCACUACUUUCCCCCUAACGUCAACAAGAUGAACUCGUACGCCAUCCACGGGUCCGGUGUGGGACGCACCUACGAGUCCCUCUACCCCGUCCCCCAGGCCGACCUAGUGGAGGGACAGAAGCCCAACUUCCACCUCUUGGAAUAUUUCCAAGACUUUCGCCUGCAAAGCAUCAUGGGAGAGGGCUGGGUCCAGCCCGAGUCGGAUCUCUGGAAGGGAAAGUGAUGAGUCGGGAGAACACACACACACACACACACACACUGGAACACACACGCAUGAUGACAGCCGGCACGACCAAAGUCACGGAGGAGGAACAAAGUGCAAUCGAUCUUGAUUAGUUAAUGAUGUCAGACUGGAUGACAUGAAAUAUGUUAUCAGUUUGUCAGAUGGUAUUAACACCUCACCUCAAAUAGCCUUUUACCAACUCAGAGAGGCCUGGUUCAGAAAACACUUUAUUUUUUUGUAUGAAUGAAAGUGAGAAUCAAAGUUCAUUAUAUCUGUGCUAUCUGUUUAUAGAUUUAUGCCUUUUUCUGAAAUGAAAGACCAUUGAAUUUGAUCAUUUUCAAUGGUACCUCCAAUUCAUUGUAGGAGUAUCAUUGUUAUUCAGUAAGGUGAAGGCUUAUCAUGAAGAGUUUACACUUUGGAUUCAUGGUUUCUUGCUGUGCAUUGAUCAUCGCACACAAUAUGUCUGUAAUUCAUAAUUGUGACCAAUUCACUGUGCUGUUGCUGGAGUAAGGCUGUUUUGCUUGAAUUAUUCCUGGGCAAAUUAAAAUUGAUUGUCCACAUCCCAAAUGGCACCCUAUUCCCUGUAUAGUGCACUACUUUUCAAAAGUAGUGAACUACAUAGGGAAUAGGGUGCCAUUUGGGACGCAAUCGUUGAGAUAAUUAUUUGUCAUUUGAUAACAGCCAUAUGUGCCUUUUUGUAAUUAUGUUAAAUGAGCUCUUGUGUCGUCAUUACUUCUGGGAUCAAAAUAGGACUGUUGGCUUAUGGAAUGUUAAUGUAAGUAGAUAGGCGGCAGACUACCAAAUAAAUAAAUGAAAUAAACUGUG